Messenger RNA from Seriola dumerili (greater amberjack), 909 nucleotides. RefSeq names its product nucleoredoxin like 1 (gene nxnl1). The record is from RefSeq and is a predicted model, not a curated record. Gene Ontology annotation, cellular component: mitochondrion. The coding region runs from base 151 to 909 and encodes 252 amino acids. NCBI's taxonomy places the organism in Eukaryota, Metazoa, Chordata, Actinopteri, Carangiformes, Carangidae. Gene Ontology annotation, biological process: photoreceptor cell maintenance. The transcript is spliced from 5 exons.
ACUGAUUCAAGCACGACCCAGGACGAGUUGAAAAGAACAACAGAACUAGAUCUUGAAGGCUGCUCUCUUUUUGGAUUUGCUGCCUCAAGGCGAGAUAAUAUUUGUUAGAGCUUCCUAUAGCAUCAGUCCUCAUCCCUGUGACCCUUCAUCAUGGUGGACCUGUUCAGUGAUCGGGUCCUGGUGAAGAACAACAAGGACCAGGAUGAGCUGGACACAGAGCGUGAGAUUGUGAUGCGCCUGCAGAACCGCAUCCUGAUGCUCUUCUUUGCAUCUGCUGCCUGUGAAAGCUGCCAGCAGUUUGCUCCCGCACUCACCGACUUCUUCAAACGGUUGACAGAUGAAUUCUAUGUGGAUCGCUCUGCUCAGUUGGUUCUCCUGUACAUUAGUUUGGACGAGUCAGAGGAACAACAAGAAAGCUUCCUCAAAGAGCUGCCCAAGAAGUGCCUGUUCCUGGCCUAUGAGGACCCCUACAGGAGGGAGCUGGAGGCCAUGUUUAAUGUGGAGGAGCUGCCCACAGUGGUGGUGCUGCGUCCUGACUGCUCCAUCCUAACCCCUAAUGCAGUGGAGGAGAUACUCUGCCUCGGCCCAGACUGCUACCGCAACUGGCAGGAAGCGGCGGAGCUCAUCGACAGGAACUUCAUGAUCAACGAGGACUUUGAGGAGAAGUCCAUGCGCAGCUUCAGUGACCCCGUGAGAAGACUCAAGUACAAGGUGGAAGAUGAGAGGAGGAAGAAGAAGAAGAAAAAGCGCAGAGGGUGGGGUGAGGGUGGAGAUGCGGAGGUGGACGGAGGAGCGGAUGGAAAAGAAGAGGGAGGAGAUGCCAUCAAGGUUCUUGAGUUUGACUUCAAAGAUGCCAGUAAUCAUGGCAAGACUGUUUCUCAGGAUAACAUCCUCUUCUGGAAUAUGUGA